This is a messenger RNA of Panonychus citri (citrus red mite), 790 nucleotides long. Its product is annotated as glycerol kinase-like. NCBI's taxonomy places the organism in Eukaryota, Metazoa, Arthropoda, Arachnida, Trombidiformes, Tetranychidae. Gene Ontology annotation, cellular component: mitochondrion. Gene Ontology annotation, molecular function: glycerol kinase activity. The transcript is spliced from 3 exons. Bases 140 to 790 code for a protein of 216 amino acids. The record is from RefSeq and is a predicted model, not a curated record. Gene Ontology annotation, biological process: triglyceride metabolic process; glycerol-3-phosphate biosynthetic process; glycerol metabolic process.
GUAAACAUUAAAACUAAUCCCUUUGUUUUUGCAGAAUUUGCCUAAAGUAAAUUGAAAUUUUCUGAGUUUCAUAGGUAUUGCUGUCGAAUAGGUUAGGUUAUGAACGACCGAUGUUACUAAUGCGAGUCGAACUUUGCUUAUGAACAUUGAGACACUUGAGUGGGAUCAUUAUCUUUGCGAAAAAGUAUUCAAGAUUCCGGUAUCAAUUUUACCUAAAAUGCAAUCGUCAGCAUCACAAUUUGGUUUAAUCAAAUCUGGUUCUUUACAAGGGAUUCCUGUCACUGGUGUUAUUGGUGAUCAGCAUUCAGCUUUAGUGGGUCACCAAUGUCUCUCUCCUGGUCAGAUUAAAAGUACUUAUGGAACUGGAUGUUUCAUUUUACAAAAUUUAGGCUCACUUUCGGUGAAAAAAGUUCUGAGCGGAGUUUCAGCUGAAGCUAGAAAAUCACUAAUAUUAACGGUGGCCUACAAAAUUGAUGGAAAACCCGCUGUUUAUGCAUUGGAAGGCAGUAUUGCUGUGGUUGGGGCCUCAAUGGUUUGGCUUCGAGACAAUAUGGGUUUAAUUAACGAUUUCAAUGAAAUCCAAAGUUUGACAAAUUUAUUUUGUACCCGCUUUUCAAGGUCUAUUUGCACCUUACUGGGAUCUCAAUGCAAGUGGUUUGUUCAUUGGUCUCUCUCAAUUUACUCAAAAAUCUCGCUUGCUCCGAGCGAUGUUGGAAAGUGUCGCUUUCCAAACGACAGAUACAUGUAUUUUAGCUCUAAUGAAACCUCUGUGUUCAGGAUUAAAGGUUGA